ACCAGAACCAUAUCCGUUUGUUGUCGGGCAAACCCUUUCAUGACUUUCAGAACAUCUUAGUCUUGCAAUGCAGACUUCCACUUGCACACACACACACACAGAUGUUAUGUCCAUGUGAAGAAUACACAGCAUAAUAAGUUAUAAUGCUGAUCAUAAUCAUUAAUUACAAUUUUAUACCCUCUUCCUACACUGCCUGUAAUUGGAUCAAAGGCGGUUUAUUUUCAGGAAUUCCUGUGAUGCCCAAGAUGAAUUUUUGGCAAUCCUAAACAAUCUGGAGACAGAUUUGGUGGAGAGAUAGUGAUGUAGUAUUACUCCUUGACCAUGGAAUCUGUCUGCACAGAAUGUAACCCACACAUUACAAGUUCACUGAACUGACUUUCCUCCCUCUGCAGGAAGUAUGUAAAUGUCAUCUAGUCCAUGUGUAAUCUAACCGGGUAAAACAAUUUAUGGCAUAGACACAGACAGGGAGGAUGCAUUAUUGGUUGAACAGCAAACCCAGUGACGGGGAAAAUAUGAAUAAAUAGAGGAAAAUGUCUGCAGUUGGUCAACAGUUUGCCAGGGGCAGCCAACCAGCUUUCAGCUCAACAGUGAAACUCAUUCACAAGUAACAUUAGUCAUCUAACUUUUUUUCAAGGGGCUAUAUAGGAGUUUUGCCAGCGGAUUCCAGAUCAAAUUGACAUCAGCAUCUCACAGCUAUUUCAAGAAAGUCACUUCUACAAAACUUGGACUUGUCUUAUUUUAAAACUUUUGAAUAAAUUAUGGCUGUUUUGGCUUCACCAAGGAUUUAUGUGUGCUUUAUCAUUGUGCUCUUGGGGCUAAUAAAUAUCUCCUUGGUUUCAGCAAGUUGUGCAUCUUGCCCCAUCACCCAUCCACAACAAAAGUUCUGCCAAUCAACAUUUGUAUUCAAGGUGAGAACGAUAUCAAUGCAGUAUGUGAACAGUAAUAAGGAAGCUGUACUCUAUGCAUCACAAGCCUAUGAUGUUCAGUAUAAAGUCAAGGUUGAGAAUGUUUUCAAAGGAGAAGAUCAGAUAGGAAAAGAAGGUCAAACUGUUUUCAUCUACUCACCUAAGAAUGUUUGCAACAUUGACAAACUAGAGAUGGGCAUCAGAUACCUAAUUAGUGGGAAUAUGAAAGGAGACAAGAUGGAGGUGACAACCUGUGGUAUUGUUGAGAAGUGGACCAAACUUUCCCCAUCACAGAGGAGAGGAGUGAGAGGUUUCUACCAGUCACAAUGUUCAGGAUGCAAGGUAUAUGGAACAUCAAUUCAGCGUCUCUUCGGCAAGGAUGCAAUGGAUCCAAUGAGCUCUGGUCUUUGGAGUCGCCAGCGUUGCUUCUUCAACCCUAUUGCUUCUCUGACUCAUGGAAGUGAAGACUGUGAGACUAAGUAUGCCUACUGCAUGCGUCAAGAGAAUGGGGUAUGCACCUGGGAAGGAGGUAAUGCCUACGAUAAAUGCUUCCAAGAAAGAGAGUACAACUGGCAACUGAUGAAGUUUGGUCAGAUUGGACUUGCUGCCUGGACUUGUCCUGAGCAGUGCAAGAACCUUACAACCAGGAAACUCAGAUUUAAGUGCAAGAAAGCCACAAGGAAGAUGCCUCCCUGCAACUCUGGGGAUACUGUCAGAGAGUUUACUCCUAAUGCCGUCCGCACAGUAGUUCCUGAAAUGCCUGAAGAGCGCACUACGGUCCAACCGAAUUCACUGCAAGAAAAUCCAGUGACUGUUAAUCCCAAUGUGAUCCAAGAAGUUCCUGCAUCAAGAUCUUCAACAGUUUCAGGUGUUCUCUCAGCUAUGCUUCAUGAAGAUUAGACAGGUGUCAUAUUUCUGGACUGAAUCACAUAUCAAAGUUUUCCAUGGAUUAGUCUAAUCUCAUUCUGAAAAUGGUUUUGGAGUGCAUAAUCAAGAUAUAAUGGACUACCAAAAGCAGCAUUACUUAAUGUCUGUAUAAUAAACUGUUAUUCAAUGUCAUCACUCUAGAUAUUUGCAUUAAAAAAAAGUUGUCGUUUAUACAUUAACAUUGUGUAAGGGAUAUAUAUAUAUAUACUUAUAUAUAUUUUUUUUACAAAAUUUCCCUUCUAUGUACACAGACAAGCAUGGAUUAAAAAACAAAAAACAACAACAUAAAAUGGAUUCUAGUGGUUUGUGAAAUUAUAGAAUGACAUGUGGGUUUGACUACCAUGCAUUCAAAAGAUAUAUUAUCUGAAACUAAAUGAUGACAAAUGUUUGUAUGUACAGAAUAAAAAAAUAUGAAUGUAAAGCAUUUAUAUAUUCUCUCCUUUUACUCUUAAAAAUAUAUACAAUUAACUUAAAAGAUGUUGAUAUAGGUAAACUGAUGAGUAUUUUCAUCCAAUAUUUUGAUUUACAAUUAUCUACUUUGUAAACUAUUAAUCAUGAUUAAUUUAAUGUAUAUUCAUAAUACCACACUUCCUACUUUCUAUAUACAUACAAAAUAAUACAACUCCUUUCUGUAUCACAUCUUACUCAAGAGGGAGAUAGAAAGAAACUAAAAGAUACAUACGAGACAAAAUAUUGAACAUCAUAUCGU
This is a messenger RNA of Lytechinus variegatus (green sea urchin), 2541 nucleotides long. Its product is annotated as metalloproteinase inhibitor 1-like. Gene Ontology annotation, molecular function: protein binding; metalloendopeptidase inhibitor activity. NCBI's taxonomy places the organism in Eukaryota, Metazoa, Echinodermata, Echinoidea, Temnopleuroida, Toxopneustidae. The coding region runs from base 759 to 1805 and encodes 348 amino acids. The transcript is spliced from 4 exons. The record is from RefSeq and is a predicted model, not a curated record.